AUAUGUACACUAACUUCCACUUUGUCACUAAAGUAAUUCCGCACAUGGUAACUCCGAACUCUAAAACUCUGACCGUUAAGAGCUUGCAUCGAGAGCCACUGCGAGUAGCUGCUGUUAUGACAUGGCCAUUUCAUUCUCCACAACGACAAGAGAAGCAGCCGCGGCUUCAGUCACCGCCCUCCAGCAGCGUAAGAGGAUAAAAGUGCGACUUGCCCUAAAACCUAAACGUCUCUUCUGGAUCUCCAGAAAAAAAGUGCUGCUCUAGGCCGGGCGCGGUGGCUCACGCCUGUAAUCCUAGCACUUUGGAAGGCCGAGGCGGGCGGAUCAUCUGAGGUGAGGACUUCGAGACCAGCCUAGCCAAAGUGGUCAAAGCCCGCCUCUACUAAAAAUACAAAAAUUAGCCGAGCGUGGUGGCACGUGCCUGUAGUCCCAGCUGCAUGGGAGGCUGAGGCCGGAGAAUCACUUGAACCCUGGAGGCAGAGGUUGCAGCGAGCCAAGACCAUGCCACUGCACUUCAGCCCGGGUGACAGAGGUAGACGCCCUCUCACAAAAAAAAAAAAAAAAAAAAAAAAAAAAAAAAAAAAGUGCACUCUAGCCCGCAUCUGCGGCCUCUUCAUCUCGAUGAUAGUCUUUUCCUGUGUCCUAGCGUUGCAUGAUGGGAGGAAUAGUCUACUUUCCGGUAGCGGUGCCCUGGCAGUGGCUUAAUACGGAACUCUAUUUCCCGGCGUGCCUCGCGGAGGCCGCUGAACUCAGAAGCGGGAGGCCGGUUCCGGUUGCAUCAGCGUGGGAUUCACGGCGAAAUGAGACUGUUCGUGAGUGAGGGCGUCCCGGGUUGCUUGCCGGUGCUGGCCGCCGCCGGGAGAGCCCGGGGCAGAGCAGAGGUGCUCAUCAGCACUGUAGGCCCGGAAGAUUGUGUGGUCCCAUUCCUGACCCGGCCUAAGGUCCCUGUCUUGCAGCUGGAUAGUGGCAACUACCUCUUCUCCACUAGUGCAAUCUGCCGAUAUUUCUUUUUGUUAUCUGGCUGGGAGCAAGAUGACCUCACUAACCAGUGGCUGGAAUGGGAAGCGACAGAGCUGCAGCCAGCUUUGUCUGCUGCCCUGUACUAUUUAGUGGUCCAAGGCAAGAAGGGGGAAGAUGUUCUUGGUUCAGUGCGGAGAGCCCUGACUCACAUUGACCACAGCUUGAGUCGUCAGAACUGUCCUUUCCUGGCUGGGGAGACAGAAUCUCUAGCCGACAUUGUUUUGUGGGGAGCCCUGUACCCAUUACUGCAAGAUCCCGCCUACCUCCCUGAGGAGCUGAGUGCCCUGCACAGCUGGUUCCAGACACUGAGUACCCAGGAGCCAUGUCAGCGAGCUGCAGAGACUGUACUGAAACAGCAAGGUGUCCUGGCUCUCCGGCCUUACCUCCAAAAGCAGCCCCAGCCCAGCCCCCCUGAGGGAAGGGCUGUCACCAAUGAGCCUGAGGAGGAGGAGCUGGCUACCCUAUCUGAGGAGGAGAUUGCUAUGGCUGUUACUGCUUGGGAGAAGGGCCUAGAAAGUUUGCCCCCGCUGCGGCCCCAGCAGAAUCCAGUGUUGCCUGUGGCUGGGGAAAGGAAUGUGCUCAUCACCAGUGCCCUCCCUUACGUCAACAAUGUCCCCCACCUUGGGAACAUCAUUGGUUGUGUGCUCAGUGCCGAUGUCUUUGCCAGGUACUCUCGCCUCCGCCAGUGGAACACCCUCUAUCUGUGUGGGACAGAUGAGUAUGGUACAGCAACAGAGACCAAGGCUCUGGAGGAGGGACUAACCCCCCAGGAGAUCUGCGACAAGUACCACAUCAUCCAUGCUGACAUCUACCGCUGGUUUAACAUUUCGUUUGAUAUUUUUGGUCGCACCACCACUCCACAGCAGACCAAAAUCACCCAGGACAUUUUCCAGCGGUUGCUGAAACGAGGUUUUGUGCUGCAAGAUACUGUGGAGCAACUGCGGUGUGAGCACUGUGCUCGCUUCCUGGCUGACCGCUUCGUGGAGGGCGUGUGUCCCUUCUGUGGCUAUGAGGAGGCUCGGGGUGACCAGUGUGACAAGUGUGGCAAGCUCAUCAAUGCUGUCGAGCUUAAGAAGCCUCAGUGUAAAGUCUGCCGAUCAUGCCCUGUGGUGCAGUCGACCCAGCACCUGUUUCUGGACCUGCCUAAGCUGGAGAAGCGACUGGAGGAGUGGUUGGGGAGGACAUUGCCUGGCAGUGACUGGACACCCAAUGCCCGGUUUAUCACCCUUUCCUGGCUUCGGGAUGGCCUCAAGCCACGCUGCAUAACCCGAGACCUCAAAUGGGGAACCCCUGUACCCUUAGAAGGUUUUGAAGACAAGGUAUUCUAUGUCUGGUUUGAUGCCACUAUUGGCUAUCUGUCCAUCACAGCCAACUACACAGACCAGUGGGAGAGAUGGUGGAAGAACCCAGAGCAAGUGGACCUGUAUCAGUUCAUGGCCAAAGACAAUGUUCCUUUCCAUAGCUUAGUCUUUCCUUGCUCAGCCCUAGGAGCUGAGGAUAACUAUACCUUGGUCAGCCACCUCAUUGCUACAGAGUACCUGAACUAUGAGGAUGGGAAAUUCUCUAAGAGCCGCGGUGUGGGAGUGUUUGGGGACAUGGCCCAGGAUACGGGGAUCCCUGCUGACAUCUGGCGCUUCUAUCUGCUGUACAUUCGGCCUGAGGGCCAGGACAGUGCUUUCUCCUGGAUGGACCUGCUGCUGAAGAAUAAUUCUGAGCUGCUUAACAACCUGGGCAACUUCAUCAACAGAGCUGGGAUGUUUGUGUCUAAGUUCUUUGGGGGCUAUGUGCCUGAGAUGGUGCUCACCCCUGAUGAUCAGCGCCUGCUGGCCCAUGUCACCCUGGAGCUCCAGCACUAUCACCAGCUACUUGAGAAGGUUCGGAUCCGGGAUGCCUUGCGCAGUAUCCUUACCAUAUCUCGACAUGGCAACCAAUAUAUUCAGGUGAAUGAGCCCUGGAAGCGGAUUAAAGGCAGUGAGGCUGACAGGCAACGGGCAGGAACAGUGACUGGCUUGGCAGUGAAUAUAGCUGCCUUGCUCUCUGUCAUGCUUCAGCCUUACAUGCCCACGGUUAGUGCCACAAUCCAGGCCCAGCUGCAGCUCCCACCUCCAGCCUGCAGUAUCCUGCUGACAAACUUCCUGUGUACCUUACCAGCAGGACACCAGAUUGGCACAGUCAGUCCCUUGUUCCAAAAAUUGGAAAAUGACCAGAUUGAAAGUUUAAGGCAGCGCUUUGGAGGGGGCCAGGCAAAAACGUCCCCGAAGCCAGCAGUUGUAGAGACUGUUACGACAGCCAGGCCACAGCAGAUACAAGCGCUGAUGGAUGAAGUGACAAAACAAGGAAACAUUGUCCGAGAACUGAAAGCACAAAAGGCAGACAAGAACGAGGUUGCUGCGGAGGUGGUGAAACUCUUGGAUCUAAAGAAACAGUUGGCUGUAGCUGAGGGGAAACCCCCUGAAGCCCCUAAAGGCAAGAAGAAAAAGUAAAAGACCUUGGCUCAUAGAAAGUCACUUUAAUAGAUAGGGACAGUCAUAAAUAAAUGUACAAUCUCUAUAUACAA
Molecule: messenger RNA, 3577 nt
Organism: Gorilla gorilla gorilla (western lowland gorilla)
Lineage: Eukaryota; Metazoa; Chordata; Mammalia; Primates; Hominidae
Gene: MARS1
Product: methionyl-tRNA synthetase 1
Exons: 21
Coding region: 801-3503 (900 amino acids)
Biological process (GO): methionyl-tRNA aminoacylation
Cellular component (GO): cytosol; aminoacyl-tRNA synthetase multienzyme complex
Molecular function (GO): ATP binding; methionine-tRNA ligase activity
Source: RefSeq, a predicted model, not a curated record